This is a messenger RNA of Daktulosphaira vitifoliae (grape phylloxera), 2427 nucleotides long. RefSeq lists its product as uncharacterized. The record is from RefSeq and is a predicted model, not a curated record. Lineage: Eukaryota; Metazoa; Arthropoda; Insecta; Hemiptera; Phylloxeridae. The transcript is spliced from 7 exons. Bases 214 to 1938 code for a protein of 574 amino acids.
AGUUGUCUCGUUAACGUUCCUUUCUACAGCACCUUGAUUGCAUCAAUACAUGUCGCGCUAAAUUAUAUAUGACUUAUUCGUAGAAGCUUCAUAAACAACCUAUUUAGAAUACGAAAAAUUCACUAUUAAAUAAAUUACGACAAACGCCUAACACGUUUAUGACAAUUUCUGGUACCUAUAUUUAUAAUUAGUUGGAUUUAACAAUCAUCGAAUAUGGCACGUUACACGAGCAGUCAAAUUACUAUUUGCUCUGAUGACACUUUUGUUAGUGGUGUAUAUAAUAGAAAGGAUAGUCCUAAUAAUCUUAAAGGACCUUUAAAAGCUGCAAGAUUAUGCAUUUUAAGUUUAAUUAUUCCUGGUAUACUGGUUAUUGCUCCCCUUUACAUACGAUAUCAUGUGUAUUCAGACCAAAAAUAUCCUUUAGCAGUUACCGAUAUGAGGAUUAUUGAUCAACGUAUAUCUACAUUUUGGUGUCAACGUCAAGUUGUUACUACUAAUGCCACGUUCAAUGCAUUUUUGAUGCCCGAAAAACCAACAACUGCAACCAAAACAGAGUUUGUAGAAAUGGAAAGACAUAUAAUAUUAGAAGAUGAUAUUAAAGAAUAUUGGGGAUUUUAUUUACUAAAAGAUUCAAUAGUAAAAGUGUCUACAUGUUCUAGGUGGCCAGGAGCUAGUCUUAUAAUCAUUAAAGGCCAUAAACAUUUAAGGGAAUGUGCAUACAUAGGAGAUAAUUCUAGUGAAGAACUUGAUGAGGUUGAAUCGUCCGAAGAAAGUAAUGAUACUCAUAUUCCUAAUUUUAUGAGAAAACUAACUACGGGAAUGACUGUACCAGAUAUGGCACCUGACGUAGUUUAUAUUAGUGCCAAUACAACUGAUUAUAAUGGACACCUAAAAUAUUAUAAGCAAGUUGCUAAAAAUGUAAAUCAUCAUUUAAGUUACGCAGAAGAUUUAUACCAAAAAGAAUUAAAUGAACGAAUUGAAAAUGAAGACUACGUAACUCAAAAUAAAAAGUAUAAAUCCAUAAUUUCUAAUGGAGAGCAAAUAAAAAAUAUACCUCAAUCAAAAGAACUAAUUGAAGAGUCAUUGAGGAAGUUAGCCUCUCAAGGUAAAGAUGGAGCUAUACUUUUACAAAAACUUAAAGAAGUCAUUGAAAAUAAUCUAAAUGGCUCCUUGAAUAACACAACUGAAACGUCUAACAGGUUACAUCAAAUAAUUGAAAGUGCUUUAGCUGAUGAUAAUACAUCAUGGAGAGGACCAAGAUUAAGACAUUUUCGUAACAGAUUUAGGAGGACUGCAGAAGAACCUCAUCGAUUAAAAGAAGACCUCAUUUCACACGACAAGAAAAACGAUGCUGCCACAGAAGAAAUUGAUGCUCCAUCUCCGGACGGAAUUGCUCAUGUUCGCGGAAAAGUAUCUGAAAAUGGGACUCGUUUAGUUAAAGAUCGUAGUCACAGUGAAUUUUGGUCCUCAUUCUCAAGUAGCGAAGAACAACUGUUAGAAUGUGAAGGUUUGCUAUUAAGUCUCCCGUUAGCUCCACAUUCUCAAUGUUUACCUCCAAAUAAAAACCCCAAUUAUGAGGAAGCGAGCCAUUCUAACUCUGUAACUUACAAGAUUCCAUCAGACGGAUAUUAUUUCUUCGUAUUCAAUAGUGAAAAUGAAAUUCAAGAUAAUUUUAUACGCAUUCAUUUUGCAAUAAACAAAACUGUAUACGAUGUAUCCCAAUCUUUAGCAUCUUGUCUAAAUACUACAGGCGAAUGUCAACUGCCAUUGAGCUUUUGGUCGAAACAAACCACAGUGUUAGAAAUGUUAAGGGCUGGACCUAAAAGUGAUUCCAAUGAAGAAUUCAUUGCUAUAUCAACAUGCCAGCCAAGAUCAAUGAUUUAUGCUAUUUGUUUGAUUACAGCACCUAUAAUGUUUGUUUUAUUUUCCUUCCAUUAAUUACUUUUUACUCUGAUUAUUCCUAAAAAUUUUGUUUGCUAUGUAGUUACACUUGUUAUGUAAGUACCUUAAUUUAAUAUAUUUUAUAUAUUCUUGUACAUUUUAUAUAUAUUAUACAACAAUGUUUAUAAUAUUGAAACUUAUUAUUUGACCAAAUAUUUGAUUAAUUAUUAGAAUUCUUCAUUAAUAAUGCUGUAGUCUAUUUCUAUUCCCCUAUUUUCUGUUUUCAUAAAUAUCACGCACAUAAAAUAAUUAAACACAAUCAUAAAACAUUUUGUAAGCAACAGUUUAUAAUAAUAUUUCUUUUACAAAAAAAAUUAACCAUGCAUUACUUUUUGCCAAAAGUUACCAUGGAACCGUAUAAAUAGUUCAGUUAUACGUAUAACUAAUUUUUAAAAGAAUAAUUAUUAACAUUAUUUAUAUUUUUACUAAAAGUUUUCCAAAAACUGGCAAUGAUUUAUAAAAAAAUUUGACACAUUUAUACAGUAA